Molecule: messenger RNA, 610 nt
Organism: Coniophora puteana RWD-64-598 SS2
Lineage: Eukaryota; Fungi; Basidiomycota; Agaricomycetes; Boletales; Coniophoraceae
Product: Sm-like ribonucleoprotein
Exons: 6
Coding region: 27-362 (111 amino acids)
Biological process (GO): spliceosomal snRNP assembly; RNA splicing
Cellular component (GO): precatalytic spliceosome; U1 snRNP; U4/U6 x U5 tri-snRNP complex
Molecular function (GO): RNA binding
Source: RefSeq, a predicted model, not a curated record
CGUUGUUGCAUCCUCCACAUAUCACGAUGAGUCAGUACGUGCACGUUCCAAAGUCCGAGCUUGACGAGGGUCAGCUCCGGCAGCUGGAAGAGCAUGAGAUCAGUCAAGGGCCUCUCUCUGUCCUGCAACAGGCCGUUCGCAACCAUGCUCAGGUUCUCAUAUCCCUGAGAAACAACAAAAAGCUUCUGGCUCGUGUCAAGGCAUUCGACAGACAUAGCAAUAUGGUGCUUGAAAACGUCAAGGAGAUGUGGACCGAGGUUCCAAAAGGCAAGAACAAGAAACCGGUGAACAAAGAUCGCUUCAUCAGCAAGAUGUUCCUGCGGGGUGACUCGGUGAUUCUGAUUCUCCGAAACCAAGCUUAAAACGCGUCCGUUGGACAAGCUAUGCAUACCAUUGUUCCUGGUCACACAUCUGGUCGUGUAUACAACAGCAAUGCAAAAUUCAAGCUACUAACUAAUGUGUGCAUUCGAUGCUACUUACUAUGAGUAGCUUAUACAGCCAAGCCUCUUAUGCGUAAAAGAUGAUUGCAUUCUUUGUCGUUGCUACUUCGUGCGCUGGGCCCAGCCUUGGGAACGAAUCCAUUAGUUUGGCAUAUGCACGUUGAUGCCUC